Messenger RNA from Bicyclus anynana (squinting bush brown), 1954 nucleotides. RefSeq names its product m7GpppN-mRNA hydrolase (gene DCP2). The record is from RefSeq and is a predicted model, not a curated record. The transcript is spliced from 4 exons. Bases 172 to 1308 code for a protein of 378 amino acids. NCBI's taxonomy places the organism in Eukaryota, Metazoa, Arthropoda, Insecta, Lepidoptera, Nymphalidae. Gene Ontology annotation, cellular component: P-body; cytoplasm. Gene Ontology annotation, molecular function: 5'-(N(7)-methylguanosine 5'-triphospho)-[mRNA] hydrolase activity; manganese ion binding; RNA binding. Gene Ontology annotation, biological process: nuclear-transcribed mRNA catabolic process, nonsense-mediated decay; deadenylation-dependent decapping of nuclear-transcribed mRNA.
GUCUAUGUGUUGACUGUUGACAAACAUGAAACAAUUUGUUUUGUGCGUAUUUAUAUUUUUUAAUGUCCUGGAAAUGAAAAAUCGUUUCAAAGUAAAUUUUUCGAUUGUAUUUUGCUAAAAAUUGUUAAACGUAAAAGUUUACUUUGCAACUGUAUAUACGUACGCGAUAAAAUGACUUCAACUGACACAAAUUUUCGUAAGAGCAAGCACUCCAUACCAAUUGAUAUAUUAGAUGAUCUUUGCAGCCGUUUCAUAAUCAACCUACCUCCGGAAGACAGAGGAAACCUAGUGAGGAUUUGCUUCCAGAUAGAACUGGCGCACUGGUUCUACCUGGACUACUAUUGCACUGACGACUCAACCAAACUCAACCCCUGCGGCAUUAGGGAGUUUGCUGCACAUAUCUUUCAGCAUGUACCACAGCUUCGUGAGCACAUAAGGAACCUGGAUGAAGUUCUUGACAACUGGCGCGAGUACAAACAAACUGUACCAACUUACGGCGCAAUCUUACUUGACACUGACUUGACUCAUGUGCUACUGGUGCAGUCCUACUGGACAAAAGCUUCUUGGGGCUUCCCCAAGGGUAAGGUUAAUGAAGAUGAAGAGCCUUGGAAGUGCGCUGCUAGAGAAGUACUUGAAGAAACUGGUUUUGACAUCACCGGCCUAAUAAACAAACAAGACUAUAUCGAAGCGAUGAUCCAUGACCAAAUUGUUCGCCUUUACAUAAUCGGCUACAUAUCGCGCGACACGAAAUUCCAGCCGAGAACUAGGAAUGAAAUAAAAGCUUGCGAGUGGUUCCCGAUCGCUGACCUACCUGCCAAUAGAAAAGACAUGACACCAAAAGUUAAAAUGGGGGUAAGUCCCAACGCGUUCUUCAUGGUGUUGCCAUUCGUCAAAAGAAUGCGUCGUUGGGUUUCUGAACGUAAACAGAAAGUUUUUAGACGUACGCGACACAAGUCGAUGGGCGAAAUUGAGUCGUGCAAUGGCAAGAACAAACCAAUUUCUCAAGGAUUGCAAAAUGAAAUAAAAGAGUACCAACAGAAUUCCGAACAUAAAUACAAAAAUAAUCAUGGCGGCCACUCCAAUACGAAGAAUGGCAACACCGCGAAUGGGAACAGAAAGGGCGGGAAAAUGGCAAAACGUCAACUGUUUACGCCACAGAAUAUGCAUUCUAACAAUUUUUCGCCUGUCAACAAAGAUAACAGUCCUACAAACGAUACUGAGGAAAAUUCCUACGUUAUGAACUUUGUGGCGCCAUCUUGGGCGAAUUUCAGAUUUGACAGACGCGCCAUCUUGGAAUGUCUGACUUGAAAUGAAAUAUUGUUGUAAUUUAGGAUUGAUCUCAAGUAGGCUCUGCACAACCAUACACUUGUUAACACCCUCAUGCAGCACAGCAUCUACAAUUGUUACUUUCUUUCAUAUAAUUAAUAAAUUAAUGUAGUUAACAAUAGUUGUUUAAUGUUUUAUUUAACUAGGAUAGUACAGUUAAACCAAAAACCAGUACCAGUCAAGAGUCAAUAUGACAACUAAAACUGAUGUAUUCUAUCACUCUAUGGUACCAAUAUCUUCAUACUAUUCCAGUUAAAUACAAUACUAUUAUGGGCCUUUCUUUAAAAUUUGUUUGUAUGCAGUGUAAUUCCUAAUUAUUGAUAGUCCAGUAGUGCUAUUCUGUGAUGAAGAUUUUAUAACUCGACAAUGUGAGCUUCGAAUUCGUCUCUGUUUCUCUCUAUCUACAGUAUUAUGACAGACAGAGAGAGAUAGAGACAAUUUCGAAACACUAUAAAAAUAUUGUUAUAAAAUAUUCCACAGGUGGAAUCAUUAUAGAAAUUAAAAGAUCAAUCACAUUUAUCUCUUUAUUGGUAUAAAAGUGUAUUGGGUUGUGCAGCAUUUUAAAAGCACUUGUAUUAUUUGAAUACAUUGAUAUAUAAAUUCGAUAUCGAAAAUAAAUAUUUUUACG